AUCCCCACAACACCAGAAUCCGCGAAUCACAGACGCGUCUAUCUCAGCUUGCUGCACUGCACUACCCUGCCCUGCCAUCAUAUCGUACGUGAGCCCGGCCGAGCGAGAGCGAGGGAGAGGCAUGGCUGCUCCGAAGCUCGCGACGCUGGCGCUGGCCGUGCUCCUGGCGGCGACCGUGGUGGCUCCCCCGGCCGCGGUGCGCGCGGCGAUGUCGUGCUCCACCGUGUACAGCACGCUGAUGCCGUGCCUGCCGUUCGUCCAGAUGGGCGGGGCCAUGCCGCCCCAGCCGUGCUGCGGCGGCAUCCGCAGCCUGCUGCAGCAGGCCAACAACACCCCCGACCGCCGCACCAUCUGCGGCUGCCUCAAGAACGUCGCCAACGGCGCCAACGGGAGCGGCACCUACAUCAGCCGCGCCGCCGCGCUGCCCAGCAAGUGCGGCGUCGCCCUGCCGUACAAGAUCAGCACCAACGUUAACUGCAACACGAUUAAUUAAGUGAUGAGGCGUCCUGUGCGCGUCCGGGCGAGGAAUGCAUGCAUGGCGCUGGCGGAGAGUAAUAAAAUAAUGCUACUGGUAUUUUAAGCUAUAUCGAGGUGUGCCUGUCUCUAGUCAUUUAUUAUGGUGUUUAGGAAUGGUCUACACAGUUCGUAACGGUGUAUCGUGGAUGCAUGUUGCCGCGAGCAGAGUACGUAGGCAUGAACCGAUGUGUGCGCUUCUGUCUGUUUACUCUCUCUAUGUAGUAAUGUGUGGGUGCUUUGAUCCAGAUGUAUUCGCUCGUGAGUCGUGGAAGUAGAUCGUUUCAGUAUCAUUACCGUGUGUUCUUUCU
Molecule: messenger RNA, 824 nt
Organism: Zea mays
Lineage: Eukaryota; Viridiplantae; Streptophyta; Magnoliopsida; Poales; Poaceae
Exons: 2
Coding region: 122-493 (123 amino acids)
Biological process (GO): lipid transport
Molecular function (GO): lipid binding
Source: RefSeq, marked validated